AUGUAUAAUUGUCGCUACCAGAGCUCCCGACACGACUCUAGCCCAGUAGAGGAGCGCGAUUCGGGCGAUUUACCGAUCAGUGAGCUCUAUAUCUCAACCACGACUCCUGAUCCAAUCGCAUCGAAUGCAUAUGGAUCCUUUACACUGUCGAGCGACCGACUUUCGGUCCCCGACUCUUCGCCACAUGGGUCUUCCCCAACCGCGCCAUCGUUUUGCUCGUCAAGGUUCCCUGGGGAUGAGGAAGCGUCAAUAAUGAUGUCACAUUCCCCCGGUACCCUCGACGCGACAGAGCUCGGUCUCCUAAGUCAUUAUCUCGCGCAUACCAGUCAAACCAUACCAUUUGACGAUCUCGAUCUCUAUGCUCUUUCCGUGGGCGUACCAAAUAUCGCAUUCAACAGCAAGCCUGUUAUGUCAUCUUUGAUAGCUUUGGCAGCAGCAUGCAAGUCACACGACAUAGUCAAACAGACUCGAAUGCCUCUUGCAGACCAGACGUUAGUAGAGGUCCGCGAGUUGCUUACUCUUGCAGAUCGUCAUCAUAGAACUUCUCUGCAACACAUUCAAGAUUCCGUGUCAAAAUCAGAUCGCUAUGACGACAUCUUAUUGAAUGCAGCUUUGAUGGUCUUAUAUGCUUCUGCGAGUCAUGCGAUUCGCGUAUGCCUUGCAGCCGCCGCGAAAAGAAGUGAGCUGUUGCUACCAAAGGAUCUACUUCCGCAACACUCGCAGUGGAUUUUAUUCACCCGAUCAGCACAUACAGUGUCUAUUGCGGUCUUGGACAACAUUUCCAAGAUCAGUAUACAUGGCGAUGGCCUGGGCCAGAUCAUACAUACACCUCCAGAGUCACCAGGAACAGUGCUAUCGCCGCAGGAUGGCCCGUCUGAAAAGACGAGGCGGCUCUUUCUUCCAUUGGUUGCAUCAACGUACAAACGAGCCUUCGAGAGUUUACGCAGAAAAACUAAAACGACCAUCGCUCUUCUUGGCGAACGACGAGAAAAUUCUAUCUUCGGCGAACUGGAGCUCGACGCGUGCCUCAAGUCUUUACCAAUACUCGACGAAUGUGCAUAUACAGCUCUCACCACUGAGAAAAGUCAUAAAAUCUCGACUGAUUUCCAACCGGAUCCAAAUUGUUCCGAUGGUUCAUCUAAAGUCUCGCCCUGGGUCGGAAGAUACAUGUCCAGCGUCACAUCAAUGCAAUCGCCAAAAGCGCUUCGGCGAAUCAUCAUGUCAUUUCUGAAUAAAGCCCCAUCGGGAUACCUAGAGCUCAUUCAGUCAGUGCUCGACUCACCAUUUGAGUCUCUGAACUUGGAAUACCCACCAACAUAUGGCUCGCCUGGAGGCGAGACACCGGUACUCAAUGAGACGCAACUGUUGGCGAUGGACAUAUUUGCCCAUUGGCUGGUCCUUGUCAUGUUACUGGAUGGCGUCUGGUGGAUUGACGGUAUUGGGCAGUGGGAACUUGGUCAGGUUGUGUCGAUGAUGAAGAAACAAGCCUCGUGUCAAUUGUCGGCGAAUACAGGGGAGACAUGGUGGCCGGAGAGCAUGCAUCUGAUUAAGCUAGAGCUUUCACCAAGUAGUUAA
Messenger RNA from Penicillium argentinense, 1575 nucleotides. RefSeq lists its product as uncharacterized. Gene Ontology annotation, biological process: regulation of transcription by RNA polymerase II. Lineage: Eukaryota; Fungi; Ascomycota; Eurotiomycetes; Eurotiales; Aspergillaceae. Bases 1 to 1575 code for a protein of 524 amino acids. The transcript has a single exon. Gene Ontology annotation, molecular function: DNA-binding transcription factor activity, RNA polymerase II-specific. The record is from RefSeq and is a predicted model, not a curated record.